AAAUAUAUCGUAUGGAUGGCUGUAACAGUGUUGCCCUGAAAUAACAUACGACAUUUGGCUCCGCACUGACAGCCAUGAGCGGCGAGAAGCCCGCUGGCGUUCUUGUAGGGCAGAAGGGCGUCAAGUAUGGCCUGCAAAAGGUGGCUCCCAAGAAGCCCGGGCAGCUGGGUAUGGCCCAGAAGCCUGCUGGAAAUGCGCCACGCAAACUAACGCCCGGCAACGUGUUCGGGGAUGACGACUCAGAGGAGGAAGAUGUCGAGAAGCAAAUUGCGCGUCAGGCGGAGAAGAAGCGCGCGGCAGCGAAGGUGCAGCAUAUGUACGAGGAGGCUCUGGCGCAGGACCCCUCCGCCUUCGACUACGACGGCGUGUACGACGCCAUGCAGGCGGACAGGGCGCAGCCCAAGAUGCAGGACAAGGUUCAGCGGCAGAGCAAGUACAUAGCCUCCCUGCUGGAGCAGGCGCAGCAGCGAAAGCGGGAGCAGGACGUGCUGUAUGAGCGGCGCAUGGUGAAGGAGCGCGAGGCCGAGGACCACCUAUACGAGGGCAAGGAGCGGUUCGUGACGGGCGCCUACCGCCGCAAACUGGAGGAGGACAAGAAGUGGGCGGAGGAGCAGGCGCGCAAGGAGGCGGAGGAGGCGGCUGCUGACGUUCGCAAGGUGGGCCAUCUGGGCAACUUCUACGCCAACCUGCUGACCAAGAACGUGGCGUACGGAGGCAAAGACACCGACAAGGACAAGGACAACCAACAAGACAAGGACAGGGACCGGGAAGCACGGCGGAGCGGCUCUCCCUCCCCCGGGCCUGGACCCAAUGGGGACGGGGUCGAGGGGGCCGCGGGCCGCGGGGCCUCGAGGAGCCAAGAACGCUCGGCGUCGCCCUCCGCUGCAGACCACCCGGGCAGCCACAAGGUGCUGGGGCAGCUCGACCAGUACGACCGCCUGCGACUGGAGGCGGAGAGGGCGCUGCUGAGGGAGAGGAGGGAGCGGCAGAAGGAGGGGCGGAAGGAGCCAGGAGGGGAAGGGACGGAGGAAGCAGGGGAGGAAGUAGGGGAGGAAGGGCAGGACGGGCAGAAAGCAGGGGAGGGCGACGCGCGGCGGAGAGAGGAGCAGGCGCCAGGGGCAGCGGCGCUGGGGGCAGCCGCGCUAGGCACGAGUGCGGGCGGGCGGGAACGCUCAGUGGAGCAACCAGACGCAGCUGCUGCCCCAGUGGGUGCUGCAGCAGCGGGCGCCACUGCGGGUGCCACUGCCACUGCCUCAGCGGGUGCGGGUGCGGGUGCGGGUGGCGGCAAGCGGCGCAAUGACGACAGCCAGGUGGCCAGUGCGCGGGAGCGGUACCUGGCGCGCAAGCAGCAGCGCACGUGAGAGGAGGAAGGAGGGAGGGUUGGGGAAGGAGGAGGUGGAGGCGGGCAUGAAGCACAUGUAUGUGCGGGUGGACGUGCAAAGCAGCAGCGCACGUAUGAAGGUGGAGAUGGCCAUGUAGGCACAUGGGUGCAGCAGUAGGGACGUAGGCACGUACGGCAGGCGGACCUGUUGGAAUGGCACGCACCCGUUAUUGACGAUGCUCUAAGAAACUAAUUCAACCCGUUGCCGUGAGGGACAUGGCGAAGGAAGCAAGUGGCGGAUAUAGUUGGGUCCCAAGAAACUCAUUGCACCCAGCCCAGGCAUCGGCAAUUAUGGAACGACGUCGCCCGCGCUCACGGGACUCCUAUCUUAAUGUCUGGGACAUUCCUCCUGGGGCCUGCUGUCUGGGGCCAGACUUUGUUGGCCGGGGUUUGGGGCGGACUUUGUCCGAUCAGCCCCCAAACCGCCAUGCGCCCCGACAAAAGACGGCGGCCAGCCAGCCGUUGCUAGUGAUUGCGCGGGCCCAUAUAGAUUGCCAGCACCGCGUUACCGUGACCCAGAGCUGCUGCGUCGUGUUGAUCUGCGAGCCCGACUGCUGGGGCGGACAAUGCUGUUGGGCGCUCUUCGCUCGCCAGGCCGCCCGGUCACGCCACACAAUGCCGUGCGGGAGUGCUAGGAGUGCUAGGAGAUUCGGGACGGCGCGCACUGGUGUCCACGUUGCUGGGUGCUGCAUGCUGACGGCGAAGGGGAACCGUCCGCUGAGGAGGCAGGCUGCGAGGCUGCGGCGACUGACACGGUUGUGUACAGCUGGAAAAUGGGCUGAGCCCCGCAGCAUCAGGGAGGACUGACUGACUGCAAAUCGGUAGACGAACCCUGGCCCCACGUCUACCCCCAAGGGGAAGCGAUCGAGGCACGAGACCUUGGCCGUGGGAGUGUCGCAAGUGUCGCAAUGCCUA
Messenger RNA from Chlamydomonas reinhardtii, 2296 nucleotides. RefSeq lists its product as uncharacterized. The record is from RefSeq and is a predicted model, not a curated record. Lineage: Eukaryota; Viridiplantae; Chlorophyta; Chlorophyceae; Chlamydomonadales; Chlamydomonadaceae. Gene Ontology annotation, biological process: regulation of alternative mRNA splicing, via spliceosome. The transcript is spliced from 8 exons. Bases 75 to 1361 code for a protein of 428 amino acids.